CUACCACCGCCUCCCAGCUUGUGGAGUUCCCAGCGACCGUCUCACCACAACGACUGUUGCCGUCCCUGUGCUCCCCCAUCGCUACUAGGACACGUGUGCCGCAUCUUUUCCCGCACAAUGGCAACGCAGACGGAACCGACGCCACCUCCGGUCGCUUUGGUGCCCGGCCAGCAGCCCACGCCAGAACAGAUCCAGGCGAUCCAGAAGCACUUUCGCGAGGACGCAGCCCGCAUGGGAAUCUCGUACGAGCAGUAUGUCGAGCGCUUGAAGGCUCAAGCGGCUGCACAGCAUCAGGCGCAGAUGCAAGCCCAGGCUCAGGCGCAAGCACAAGCCCAAGGUCAGCAGCAAGGUGGUGCUCAAGGACAGCAGCAGCCUAUCCAGCCUGGUCCGCCUAAGCCAGAGGCCCUGGCAGUGGCACACUUCCUCAUGUCGCAGGAUCUGAAGAUGAGGACAUGUAUUUUCAACGGAGCCAGAAAAGACAUGUUCAGAGUCAAACGAGCCAUCCGUGCUAUCCAAUCGCCCGCCUACGAAAAGGCCCGCGCAAAGAAUCCCCUCCUACCCCCCGUCACAAACCGCGCCGAGGCCGAAAACGUCUUCAAGCUGCUACCUCUCUCCCUACUCGCUCUGCGUGUUCAGAAAGUCGAUCCUGGAGCCGGUCACGAAGGUCACGGCCACGCUAAGCAAAAACGUGUGAAGGGCUUGUGGACCGUAACGAUUGUGCAGCAGCAGGAUGCCCAGGACGACAUGCACUACAUGUGGCUGUGGGAAGGUCCACAAUGGAAGAAGAAGCUCUAUGCUGUAGGCGCGCUGGCUGCGGUAAUGACGCUUGUCAUGUUCCCGCUGUGGCCAUUGGUUAUGAGGCAGGGCGUCUGGUAUCUGAGUAUGGGCAUGCUAGGACUGCUAGGCUUGUUCUUUGUGAUGGCAAUCUUUCGGUUAAUUCUCUUUACCAUCACAAUGUUCACGCAUCCUCCUGGUCUGUGGCUGUAUCCAAAUCUUUUCGAAGAUGUGGGUUUCUUCGACAGCUUUAGACCCGUAUGGGCGUGGCACGAGGAUCCCAAGGAGAAGCGCAGGCAACGUCGUGAAAAACGUGCCGCAAAGGCGGAGAGAGCGCGACGCAAGGCUGCUGGCCAGGCUCAUUCGCACGGCCAGGCUCACGCAAACGAAAACGGCAAAGCGAUCGACCCGAAAGAAGGAAGUACCGGCGCGGAUACCGGUAACGGCACUGUCCAACAAAGGGCACCGCGGCAGGCAACGGUCGAAGAGAUCGACGAGGAAUAGACGAUGAUUCUAAGCGUGUGGGCAGGUCUUAGCUCGCUUUAUUAACCUUGGAUUGUAGGAGUAUGAAAAUUUGAGCAUAUCAAAACUGCAUCGAGUCGCUUAAAUGGCACGGCAACGGCGCUGGAGUUUAUGAUGCGUUAGGAUAUGGGGAUCGAGGCUUUAGAUGAUCUCCCAACAGUCUGCGCGUGUUUUAUACUUUAUGAAGGUUUUUUGUUUUCCUGGUGAAUGUCUACAUAUGGCAAUCAUUUCCUCGCAAAAAAGAGGAAUUUCACAUCGGAUCUGUCGUGUCCCUUUGCCUUGUGUCUAGGAGUGAAUGUCAGUCAUACUUUGGCCGAGCAGCUGCAACAAUAUUUGCUCUUCUUCUCUGCUCUGCCUCAAAUCGAAAUCCUCAAGCUCGGCAUCUUCAUCAUAUAUAUCUGAGCCCACAUCGGAAUUCAUGUAAUCAGAAUCUUCAACCUCACUAUCGAUGCCCCCAAUGUUGGCGUCGAUUGAAGCAGGCGCAUCCUUGUCUAUUCCUUCGUCUAUUAUCUCCUCUAGUCUAC
Molecule: messenger RNA, 1820 nt
Organism: Verruconis gallopava
Lineage: Eukaryota; Fungi; Ascomycota; Dothideomycetes; Venturiales; Sympoventuriaceae
Exons: 3
Coding region: 118-1278 (386 amino acids)
Biological process (GO): post-translational protein targeting to membrane, translocation
Cellular component (GO): endoplasmic reticulum; endoplasmic reticulum membrane
Source: RefSeq, a predicted model, not a curated record